This is a messenger RNA of Ananas comosus (pineapple), 948 nucleotides long. RefSeq lists its product as uncharacterized. The record is from RefSeq and is a predicted model, not a curated record. NCBI's taxonomy places the organism in Eukaryota, Viridiplantae, Streptophyta, Magnoliopsida, Poales, Bromeliaceae. The transcript has 2 exons. The coding region runs from base 186 to 614 and encodes 142 amino acids.
UAACGGGUUUGGGCAGGUGCCCUGCUUCUCCAGCUUCGCCCGCUACCCGAACCCACUGGGCCUCGGCCUGGGCCCCCACCACCACCACCACCGCCAUCACCCCUCUCAAGGAUGAUUGGGUUCUAUGCAGAGUGUUCUCCAAGCACAGAGGAAACAACAACAUUAACAAUGUGAAACCACAUAGCAUGGGAACAACAACAACAACAACAACAACAACAACAAGCCUCUAUGAAGACCCACUCAACUCAUCUCUCCCCCCUCUCAUGGACACCUACGCCUACACCACCACCAUCACCACCCCCGACGCCCAAACCCCGUUCACACCACAACAGCAGCAACAGCCCCUUAACGGGUUUGGGCAGGUGCCCUGCUUCUCCAGCUUCGCCCGCUACCCGAACCCACUGGGCCUCGGCCUGGGCCCCCACCACCACCACCACCUCCACUUGCCCUUUAUGGAAAGGGGCCCACUGACGCCCAUAAAAGCCCCGGCCCACUCUGGCCCACUUCCCGAGCUGGGCCCACCACCCUACGACGCGACAAAGGUGGGCGAAGCGGGUUGGGUUGCUUUCUUGUCCGAGUCCAAUUUGACCUCUUCUUGGAACCCGUUUUCAUGAGAUUUUUCAUUUUGUUUUUUCAGAAAAAAAAAUAUUUAUAGCUUGUUAUAUUUCGAGCGCCUCUUGAUUGGUGAGUAAGCGAGCUUAGUUUGUAUAUUAAGCUUACUUUGUAUACAUGCAUGAAGUGUGUUACAGUUGUUGUUGGUUUGAAUUGCUAUGGACAUAAUUGUUUAAGUAAGUGGGGAUGCAUGCUUAAAUUGGGUUUGUGGAGAAAAGAGAAUGAAUUAAAUGAGGAGAGGAGGGAUCUAAUUAUGUCAUUAACAUGAGUGCUUUGAGUGGCUUUUGUUGCGUGAAUCACACAAGUUUGGUUUCAAUAAUAUUCCUUGUUCUUUUA